ACUCCUUCAGAUGGACUAGAUCUGCUCUAUGAUCAGCGUUAGUCUGGAACUUCCCACUGAAGGCUUUGAUUGUUGUUCACUAACGUUUCUCCUUCGUGUCCACAGAGAGAAGAAGAGGAGUGGACCCCAGUCUGCAGAAAGACCCAGAGCUGCAGAUGUUGGUCUGCAGGAGAGUUUUGGAGAACAUCAGAUCAGUCUGAGGAGCAGAAGUGAACAUGUGGCUGAAGGAAUUGAAGAAGCAGGAAGACAAACGCUCCUCAACAGGGUCUACACUGAGCUCUACAUCACAGAGGAACUGAGACCAGAGGCUCACACCCAACAUGAGGUGAUGCAGCUGGAGACCACCACCAAGACCAACCAGCUCCAUGACACUGCAAUCAAGAACCCAGACAUCUUCAAAGUCCUCCCUGACCAACACAGAUCCAUCAGAGUGGUUCUGACCAGCGGAGUUGCUGGAGCUGGAAAAAGCUUCUCAGUGCAGAAGUUCACUCUGGACUGGGCCGAGGGCUUGGAGAACCAAGACAUCAGUGCUGUGGUUCCUCUGUCCUUCAGGGAGAUGAACUUGAUCAGAGAUGAGCAGCACAGUCUUCUCUCUCUGAUCCAGCUGUUCCAUCCAACACUCCAGAAGAUCCCAGCAGAACAGCUGUCUGUCUGCAAACUUCUGUUCAUCUUUGAUGGUCUGGAUGAAAGCAGACUUUCUCUGGACUGCAACAACAGUCUGAUGGUGUCUGAUGUCACACACAAGUCCUCAGUCAACGUGCUGCUCACUAACCUCAUCCAGGGACGUCUGCUGCCCUCAGCUCUGGUCUGGAUCACUUCCAGACCUGCAGCAGCCAAUCAGAUCCCUCCUUCAUGUGUGGACAGACUGACAGAAGUCCGAGGCUUCAAUGAUGCUCAGAAGGAGGAGUACUUCAGGAGGAGGUUCCCAGAUGGAGAGCUGUCCAGCAGAAUCAUCUCCCACAUCAAGGGCUCCAUGUCCCUCUACAUCAUGUGUGAAGUUCCAGUCUUCUGCUGGAUCACUGCUGUGGUUCUGGAGAAGCUGCUGACCACAGAGCAGAGAGGAGAGCUGCCCACCACCCUGACUGACAUGUACUCCCACUUCCUGAUGGUCCAGACAAAGAGGAAGAAGAACAAGUACCAGCAGGAACAUCAGACAAGUCCACAAGAGCUGACAGAGAUUGACAGGGAAGUUCUUCUGAAGCUGGGGAGGCUGGCAUUUGAACAUCUGGAGAAAGGAAACAUCAUGUUCUACCAAGAAGACCUGCAGCAGUGUGGUCUGGAUGUCACAGAGGUCUCAGUGUACUCUGGAGUUUGUACUGAGAUCUUCAGAAGAGAGUGUGAGAUCUUCCAGAAACCGGUCUACAGCUUUGUUCAUCUGAGCGUUCAGGAGUUUCUGGCUGCAGUCUACAUGUUCCACUGUUACUCCAACAGGAAGGUAAAGGUCAUUGAGGACUUCCUGGACAACAAUAUGGAGAACCCAUCCCUGGAUGAGUUUCUGAGUAGAGUCAUGGAGAAAUCCCUGCAGAGUAAAACUGGACACCUGGACCUGCUGGUUCGCUUCCUUUAUGGUCUCUCUGUGGAGUCCAACCAGAGACUCUUGGGAGGCCUGCUGGGUCAGACAGAGAAGAAUCCAGGAACCAUCCAGGGACGCUUAGUGGGCCUGCUUGGUCAGAGAAAGAAGAAUCCAGAAACCAUCCAGAGAGCCAUCAACAACCUAAAGAAUAUCAACAGUGGAGGAGUCUCUCCUGACAGAAGCAUCAACAUCUAUCACUGUCUGAUGGAGAUGAAGGACCUCUCAGUUCAUCAGGAGAUCCAAGAGUUCCUGAAGUCAAAGAACAACUCAAAGAAGAAACUCUCAGAGAUCCACUGCUCAGCUCUGGCCUACACUCUGCAGAUGUCAGAGGAGGUUCUAAAUGAACUGGAUCUGAACCAGUACAAGACAUCAGAUGAGGGUAAACGGAGACUGAUACCAACUGUGAGGAACUGCAGAAAGUUCAAACUUCCAGUAUGUGGACUCUCAGUGACUCACUGUGAAAUUGUGGCUUCAGCUCUAAAGUCAAACCCAUCCCGCCUAACAGAACUGGACCUGAGCAACAACUUCCUGGAGGAUUCAUCCAUGAAGGUUCUGUGUUCUGGACUGGAGAGUCCAAACUGCAGACUGCAGACUCUGAGGUUGAGGCACUGCAUUUUGUCAGAGAUCAGCUGUGAAGCUCUGGUCUCAGCUCUGAAGAAAAACCCGUCCAAUCUGACAGAAUUGAACCUGAGCUACAACAACUUGCAGGAUUCAGGAGUUCCUCAUCUGUGUGGUUUUCUGGAGAGUCCAGACUGCAGACUGCAGACUCUGAGGUUGAGGAACUGCAGUCUGUCAAAGACCAGCUGUGCUGCUCUGGUCUCAGCUCUGAAGUCCAACCCAUCCCACCUGACAUUCUUAGAUAUGACCUUGAACGGCCUUCAGUGUUCAGAUGUUCAGCAGCUCCAGGAUCUGGUGGAGAGUCCAAACUCCAAACUGCAGACUCUGAGGUGGUGGGAGUACUAGCGUCUAAUGUUUCUCCUGGUGGAGCAGAGAGGAGCAGCAGCAGAUCUGCAUGGAUGUUGUGACUGGGAGUUGAAAAGCAGAGUGAUGGAGGAAUCAGAGGAAGUGGAGAUGAGUGUCAGAGCUGCAGCAUGAACUGAUCUGAGAUCAGCUCCACUGUCUCUCUCAGCAUCAAGUGGACAGUUAUUGUGCUGCAGC
Molecule: messenger RNA, 2731 nt
Organism: Oryzias latipes (Japanese medaka)
Lineage: Eukaryota; Metazoa; Chordata; Actinopteri; Beloniformes; Adrianichthyidae
Product: protein NLRC3-like
Source: RefSeq, a predicted model, not a curated record